Molecule: messenger RNA, 1734 nt
Organism: Manihot esculenta (cassava)
Lineage: Eukaryota; Viridiplantae; Streptophyta; Magnoliopsida; Malpighiales; Euphorbiaceae
Product: protein BIG GRAIN 1-like A
Exons: 1
Coding region: 366-1475 (369 amino acids)
Biological process (GO): auxin-activated signaling pathway
Source: RefSeq, a predicted model, not a curated record
ACCCUGUCAAAACUCCCGACUAUAAUUCACCCGCACGCGCUCUCUUUCUUUCCUCUGCUUUUUCAUAUGCCAAAAACAGCAAUCCUCCUCUGCUGUUUCUUCUUUGUCUUCUCUUUUUCCUUUGUUUAUUCAAAUCUCAGUCGCCCUCCAACAUCUUCCCCUGCUUCCAUAACCCAAUAAGGAAAAAAAUUUCCCUUUCUGUACUCUCUCUUUCACAUGACCUACUCCAUUGAUGUCUCUUGCAGCUUUUGACACUCUCUUGGCGGACACUGUAACCCUUUUCAUCUUCUUUCUUCUUCUUCACCCUUCUCUCUUUAUAAGCCUCUGUUAGUUUCUUCUCUGUAUAUAUAUGUUAUCAACAUUUAAUGUCUUUAAGGGAAAUGGAGAAUACAUUUUCUCAAAGGAGAAGAACCCCAUCUUUCUCUUCUUCCCUUCUUGAUGCAAUUUGCCGUUCUUUUGAUGAACCCAAUUGCCGUGAAGAGGAAAUUUUCAGUCAAUGUAGAAAAACUACAGUGAUCAAGAAACAAAGCAUUGUUAACUCUGUUUCUACCACCCGGCGUGAUGGGUUUGUUGAAGAAGAUAAAGAGAUUUUUGAUCUUCGACGAGCUAUUAUGAUUGAAAGCUGGAUGGAGAAACAAAGUACUCGUGGUUCUGUACACUGUAAUUCUACUUCUGCUUCUUCGGAUUCUAGCUCUGCAACAGGAAGAAAUGGUGGAGUUUUCUCUCCCUCUGAAGCUGAGUCUAGUGUCAAGGAUUUAACCCCACAGAGAAACAAGCCAAUUUCAGAAAAACAACAGAAGCCCAAGUGUGAAGGAGGAUUCACUAAGACAAAGCUACAAGCUUUGAGAAUCUAUGGCGAAUUAAAGAAAGUAAAGCAACCAAUUUCACCAGGAGGUCGCAUUGCUAGCUUUCUCAAUUCUAUUUUCCGUUCAGGAACUGCCAAGAAAGCAAAAAUGUGUUCGAUUGGGGACAUGGGUGAUGCGAGUUACCAGCGUAAAUCAAAAUCUGCAUGUUCUUCAGUUACAUCGUUUUCAAAUUCUUGUUUCAACAAAACGCCUCCUUCAAGAGAGAAACAGAGCGAUGGGAAUAAAAGAUCAGUAAGAUUCUAUCCUGUUAGUGUGAUCGUUGAUGAAGAUUCCAAACCUUGUGGCCAUAAAUGUAUCUAUGAAGAUGAUCCUGGGUUGAUGCCAAUGCCUGUGCCUAAAAUUUCAAGGGGUUCUUCUGUAAAGCAAGAUGCUGCUAAAGGAGGAAGUUAUAUCAGGAAUUAUCAGAAGAAGAAUAUCAGUGAAUUUGAUUUCAGGGGAUUUCACAGUUACGUUGAAGACAGCAAUGACGAUGAUAGCAGCUGCUCAAGCUCUGAUCUUUUCGAGCUGGAUCAUCUUAUUGGGAUUGGAAGGUACAUAGAGGAGCUGCCAGUUUAUGAAACUACAAGUUUGAAAACGAAUCAGGCCAUUGCUAAUGGCUUCAGCCUGUAGUUGAUGCUGUAAUCUGCCAAAUGUAAUUAUUUUGGAUAAGGAAUCAAAUUCGUUAAUAACUUGAAGUCUCUCCGUUAUUUAGUUAAAAUCCUACCAUCCUAACUAACUUUUAAUUAAAGGAUACAAAUAAAAAGCUUGCCUUUGCCAUCUACCAUGGAUGGAUUAUAUGGGCCAACUAGUGACCCCCGGCAGCCACCAUCUUUAUUUUACGAUCUAUAGGUUGAGACCGGAGCGGACCGAAGGCGACAAUUCACUUCCA